Molecule: messenger RNA, 1993 nt
Organism: Thrips palmi
Lineage: Eukaryota; Metazoa; Arthropoda; Insecta; Thysanoptera; Thripidae
Exons: 6
Coding region: 168-1673 (501 amino acids)
Source: RefSeq, a predicted model, not a curated record
CAGCAAGCUAACACACUCGGCCACUCCGCGAUUCCCUGCGACACACUGAAAUCCUGGCCAAGCUGAGGACAGCGGCUGAGAACGCACAGCGCUCUGAAGUCGACGUGUUUCACUCAACCUGGUAACAGGUUCUCAACUGAAUCCACUUGGAACUGAACCGAUUCAGAAUGCCGCCGAAGAAGAGGUCACAGUCAACGCCGGCCGGCGGGGCGGACAAGAGGUCCAAACAGAGCAGCCCAUCGCAGGAGCAGACUGGAGCAUCUCCAUCCGAAAGUGAGCCAAUGGACUCGGAGCCUAUGAUUGUCAAGGAGGAGCUGCCAUUUCCCCAACCGGCUGACCCUCUUGUCAGUGCCACUCAACAAGCAAAUCCUGUGUUCUGGUGCCGGGACUGCGGCAAGGACGCCACGGAGGAGUGCGGCGACCUGAGCCACACACUGUGGUCGCAACGCAAGCGGCGCGCGGGGCAGGCAGUGCCCAAGCUGCAGCGGCUGCAGAACGCCGCGGCCUCGGCGCGCCAGGUGGUGCAGGCUCUGCAGGACGCCAGGGACGCCGUGGAGGCCCAGCAGGAGGCGUGGCGGUCAAGGCUGCGCCGCGUCGAGGAGACCGAGAAGCAGCUGUGGGCGGCGGCGGAGCAGGGCGGCGACCUGGAGGCGUUCCAGCUGGAGGGGCUGGAGCAGCUGCAAGAGGCUGCCGUUCUGCUGGCGGACCAGAGCACGCUCGGCCUCAAGGUGGAGUCGGCAGGCAAGUGGAAGGCGCACAUGCGACUGGAGGCCGCCAUGCGGAGCAUGUUCCACCCACUGCUGCUCCUGCUGCACCACAACGGAAGCAUCGUCAACGUCUACCGCCCCAACGAGUGCCGGGAUGUCUUGCUACUGAGCGUAAGGGAGGAACAUUGCCAGGAACUGGAUGGCGUGCUGAAGGACCCCGGCCUGCGACAGGUGAGGCGGCUGGAAGGAGUGAACUGCACCAAGCGACCCAACUGGUGCGAGGCGCUGUUGCAGCGCGUGGCCCCACACGUGGAGUGGCUUUCGGUCGAGAAUGCUCUCCGCAGACACUUUGAAGUGAUUCAGCAAAUGCCUUCACUACGCUACUUGCAUGUCCAUGCUGAAGAUAUGGCCAUGGAGGUUGCCCCGGCACUGCCUCUGCAAUUGGUGGACCUGAAAGUGGUGAACGUCUCCAAGCAACACCUGCUGUCAGUGCAGCGCAUGCCCAACCUGCGCAAGCUCACCUUGAAUUGGCAUAAAAGGCCGCUGGACGUGACAUUCCCCCCGCUGCCGGAGGGCCACCGCGGCCUGCAGUGGCUCUGGGUGGCUCUCCAUCCGGUGUCCACCGUACUGUCGCUGGCCAAGGCCCACGCCGCCACGCUGCAGGAACUGCGAAUUUUGUGCGCCUCGGAGGGGGACUCGAAGUGGCACUUCAAGGACCUGGCGGAGGGGCUGCGCCAGUGCGGGCUGGUGGCGUUGAGGCGCGUCGUGCUGCUGCGCGGGGUUGCUCCAGGCUUCCCCGACGACAAGCUGCCCCACACCAAGGACUCGUGCACGACGCAGAAGAACGCCAUCUGGGACGAACUGGUGGUGGCCAGCACGAUGCAGACCGUCAAGGUUCUAUGUAGCGAGUGCGAUAAAUGCCCCGAUUUCCCUGAGCUAGGGAAAUUCGUCUGGAUCGCCAAGUAAUUAGGCGGUGAGUUUUGGGAAAUGUGCAUCUGUCAGGAAUUUCUAGGAGAAUAUCCGUUUGUUUUUGAGUUCGUCGAUUCUUUUUUUUUUCUGUGGUGACCCAGUUCCCUCUGCUCGGGCCUUCUUUAUGUUUACAAUUACUGAACAACAAUUUCCUUUUCAUCACAUAUUGUCAAAUAUUGCACCAGCUCCUCUGCACAGUUAAUGACCGACAUCUUAACCAGUGUUCAAGUGUCCAUGCAGUGUCAUGACGACAUCAAGAAUUGUUAUUAGCGCAACUAUUGUAUCAAGAAACACAAACAAUAAAGAUUUUAGUGCAA